ACAAAUUGAUACAGAAGUGUGUCAAAGUGUGUUUGCAUAAUGGUGUUCUGUUAUAAAACAAUAACAGAGUCCCCGCGACGCUCGCCGAGGAAGAAGAAAACAACCACUAGUCGCACUAAUAAAAUAUCAGAAAUACUCGGCCUCGACUCCAGUACGGACUUGGCUUCCGUCCCUGAACGGGAAUGGCGUCUCCUGGCUGCCCUCGCUAAGAAGAGGAAAGAUGAAGACGAUAGAGAGAGACUGGCCGACCAGUUCCAUAAGAUGUGGCUGCAGGAGAAAGAGGGACGGGAGAUGAUGGAAGCCCAAACCUCCCUGCAAUACAAGCGUUUCAUCAACCGCAAGCGGGAAGAUGAGCGCGUAUGGCACGAACACAGACGGAUGCUGAAGAAUCUCGAGCAGCAUAUGCAGAAAGACCAGCUGCUGAACACCAUCAGAUGGAAGGAGCGGAAGGCCGAGGAGCUGCUGGCUUGGACGGAAGAUAAAAAGGCAUCCGAUCUAGUCAACAGGGUUAUAGAAGACGAAAUGCGCUCAUUUCUCGCAGCAGAGAGACGCUCACGCCAAGAGUCAGCCGAUGAGUGGAGAAGGCUGGUCGAAGUGGAGGAGACUAAGAGGAGAGCUGAUGAUGCGGAUAAGAGAAGGAACGAGAUUCUUCGAGACUCGUCUAGGCGUAUAGCUAUAAACAGCGCCCUAAACACCUGGGAGACGUCAUUAACCCGCGAAGAGUUAGCCGCGGCGGACGCGGCCCGGCGCGCGCAGUACGCGCGGCUGGCGACGCUGGCGGCCGCGCGCGGCGAGCGCGUCACGCGCGCCCGGGACCUGACGCGGCGCCGCGCCCGGGCGGUCGCCGCGCGCUGCGAGCUGUGGAGGGACGCGGUGAGGCGGGGGAGUUAUUAGGCGACCGACAGAAAU
Messenger RNA from Cydia fagiglandana, 909 nucleotides. RefSeq names its product golgin subfamily A member 6-like protein 6. Bases 40 to 894 code for a protein of 284 amino acids. The transcript is spliced from 5 exons. The record is from RefSeq and is a predicted model, not a curated record. Lineage: Eukaryota; Metazoa; Arthropoda; Insecta; Lepidoptera; Tortricidae.